Molecule: messenger RNA, 925 nt
Organism: Owenia fusiformis
Lineage: Eukaryota; Metazoa; Annelida; Polychaeta; Sabellida; Oweniidae
Source: the annotation of a GenBank genome assembly
AAGGAUAUUCUACCAAUUUAUGUAUAUACAGUGUGUUGUAUGAAUGAUGGCUUCACUUCAUGACGCGAUAGAGAGAUCGAAAAGGAAGGCGGAUAUCGAAAGCUCAAGCUGCAAAGUUUCAAAGAAAACUCGAGGUCAACAAAAGUCAAUAACCAAUAUGGCGGAACCAUGCCCUGUCCGCAUGACUGCAGAGCCAAACGCACAGUGCAGUAAAGAACUCGUUGACCCAGUGUUGUCACUGUUACACAAAUUAGUGGAUGACCAGAAAAAGCUAAGUGAUAAACUUGAUACUAUGCAGUCAGAUAUGGUUAUUAGAGAGGAGCGAAUAAUGUCUAAAAUCGAAGAAAAACUGGAUAUUACGAAAAAUUUGCUGAAACAGGAUAUUAUCAAGGUAAACAAUGAUUUGCAGUCUCAAAUAGAUGGUAUAUCUCAUGAUGUCAAUAAUUUGAAAGAUUCAAUAAACCUUUGCAAAAUUGUGAUUAAAAACGUUUCUGAAUCUGAUAAUGAAGAUUGUCUUGCCAAGGUCAACGAGUUCGUUAAGGUUGGCCUGAAAUUGACUGAUACUAAAGUUGUUAGUGCCAAAAGGAUUCCAAAGCGACAAGGUUCUCAAUAUCCAGGGAUUAUUGUCGCAGAGGUUCGCGAGUCCGACAGAACGGAGAUCUUCAAACGGAAGCCAGCUCUUAAACAAUCAGCAAUAUACUCGAACAUUUAUGUGAAUGAUUUUAUUUCUAAUGAUGCACAAAAAAUGAACUCUAAUCUUCAAACAGUUUUACGAGCUGUUGGGAAACAGCAGGACUUUAACUUAGUUAACGGUCGAAUUUUACCGAGGAACCCCGCACGAGUGAUUGGCCAGUCAGCAGCAACACCAAGUCAGCAAACCAAUACUAAUGCCCGUAAUAAUACACCCAACAAUGGUCCACAAUAG